Messenger RNA from Brienomyrus brachyistius, 879 nucleotides. Its product is annotated as leucine-rich repeat-containing protein 15-like. Lineage: Eukaryota; Metazoa; Chordata; Actinopteri; Osteoglossiformes; Mormyridae. The transcript is spliced from 4 exons. Bases 16 to 879 code for a protein of 287 amino acids. Gene Ontology annotation, molecular function: protein binding. The record is from RefSeq and is a predicted model, not a curated record. Gene Ontology annotation, cellular component: plasma membrane.
UUUCCAAACAAUUUGAUGUCCCAACAAUUUGACCUUCCCAGGAGUGGACGUCCCAGCAAAUUCAGCCCAAGUGUUCGGCUAACUGCAAGAGACUUAAACUUACAGGCAAAUAUGAAUUAUCAAAUCUACAUUCUCCUUCUGCCUGCGUUGUAUGACGUGUGCCUGUGUUGUUCAGCUGGAAAAGAGGCCAAUAAAGUUUGCUAUAAGGACUCGGUAACCAAAAUCCCAGAGACUUUGGACAGCAACAUCACUAGUAUAUCCUUUUUCAAAAGCAAAAUAUUCACCAUUCCGCCAAGAGCUUUUAUCAAUAUGUCUCACAUAGAGAAUCUGGAAUUCCUUUCUACUCCUACCACAACCAUCGAGGCAGGUGCAUUUGAAGGUUUACAUAACUUGAAGGCAAUUGAAUUUAUAAGUACGUCAAUAACAUCAAUUCCGAUCGGAGCUUUUCAGGAUCUGCCAAGCCUAGAGAAGCUUGUUUUAAAAGACAACAAAAUAAAAUUUUUGGAAAAAGGACUUUUCGAUGGUCUUGAAAAGCUGAAGGAACUGGGCCUGAACAGGAAUGAAAUUGUUUCAAUUGAUGAAGGAAUUUUCGAUGAGCUUGAUGGCCUACAAACACUUCAUUUGGGCAGGAAUACCAUCACUUCUGUCUCCAAAGAGAUGUUUGAAAAACUGAGUAAAUUAGAAAUCAUCAGACUCUAUGCCAAUCAGCUUAGCAUCAUUCCAGAUGAGAUCUUUAGUAAUCUAACAAACCUUAAAGAGAUUGCUUUACAGGGCAACAAAAUCAGUCAUGCUCACACCCACAAUGUCAACCACUGCAACUACGGCCACAACAAUGGGAACGAUGCAAUCGACAGCCACAGUUUUAACAACUACGCCUAG